AUGUCGAUCAAGCCUGGUAGAGCAUUGCGAACAGAGCAAACGACCGGCUGUGAUCAAACGACCGGCUGUGAUCAAACGACCGCCACCGUAGAGAGUGGUGGUUUUGGCGUUUUCUCGGGGGCGGCGAACGGUUCGAGAGACCAUCUUUUGAUGAGGAGCUUGGCUUUCCGGUUAGCCUCUGGACCGAGCAGGAAAGGCCGUGGACACUAG
Molecule: messenger RNA, 210 nt
Organism: Arabidopsis thaliana (thale cress)
Lineage: Eukaryota; Viridiplantae; Streptophyta; Magnoliopsida; Brassicales; Brassicaceae
Exons: 2
Coding region: 1-210 (69 amino acids)
Source: RefSeq, marked reviewed